Ipomoea nil (Japanese morning glory) is the source of this 1280-nucleotide messenger RNA. Its product is annotated as INO80 complex subunit D-like. The record is from RefSeq and is a predicted model, not a curated record. The coding region runs from base 359 to 1093 and encodes 244 amino acids. Gene Ontology annotation, cellular component: NSL complex. The transcript has 2 exons. NCBI's taxonomy places the organism in Eukaryota, Viridiplantae, Streptophyta, Magnoliopsida, Solanales, Convolvulaceae.
CCUAAAUCUUCGAAGGACCUCAACCCGCUAAGCACUAACAUUAGCAGACAACUGAGAAGCUCACAAAAUCCUAUUCUGAAAUUGCUCUCUGCGGUUCGGCCUCACUUCUCACCCUCGUCGUCUCGCCAUUACCGCCGGCCGCCAUUUUGCAGCGACAAGCAGCCCAGCCAAUUGCCGUCCGUCCGCCAGAGAUCUGCGUCGCCAGUCGCCGUUUACGCCAGAAUUUACAGAAAGCCUGAAAGAUAGAGUUGAUCUUAUCUCGGCUCAAAUCUCUGUCGUAGCUUAAACCCUAAAAUCGUACUGAGAAAUCCGAUUAAUUACAGCGGGGCCGGUAACCCCAAAAUCUGUGAAUUCCAACAUGCCCGACGCCGUUUCUAUGCCAAACAAUUCCUUGCCGGGAAACUCCGUCUCUCCUUCGCCAAUUUUAAUCGACGGGUCUGAGGAAGACGCGGUUUUGGCUCGAUCCAAAUUCUUGCAUCGGAUGGAGGUUUUGCGGCGGCGGCGCCGUCGGGUCAAGCAGCUGGCCCAUAUAUACCGGGAUCACUACUGGGCUUUGAUGGAGGAGCUGAAGCUCAAGCACAGAGAGUACUAUUGGGAGUAUGGGAAAAGCCCUUUCCAGGAAGACAAUGAAGAGAAUAACAUAGCCAUCACAGGGACAGGGGAGAACCCGAAUCCCAACCCCAACCUCAAUUCCAACAAUCCUAUCAGUAAUAAGUGUGGGGUAAUUACGUGCAAGUCGAAGGCCAUGGCUUUGACGAGGUUCUGUCAUGCGCAUAUCCUAUCAGACCCCAACCAGAAGCUCUACAAGGCUUGCAAUUACGUGAAGAAAACUACUGCAACGGGGCCGAUGUUCUGUGGGAAUCCUGUCUUGAGAUCCAUGGUUCCUUCUCUCUGCCAUACCCAUUUAGAGAUGGUGGACAAAUAUGCUACGAGGGCCUUCAAGAAGGCAGGGCUGAAUAUAUCUUCAACCACUAAGUUUGCUCCGAAAUUACAGGUCAUACUUGUGGAGUAUGUCAACCGAAUUCAGAGCAAGAGGAGAGCAUUGAAGGCUGCUUUAGAGAACUCGGAAACAAAGGAGGAUAUCUGCUCUUGAUGGCCGGCCUGGCUUACUCUCAUGGAUUUGACUGUAUAUUUCUCAACAAAUUUGCAAAUAGGUGACCUGUGCAUUGGAUUUUUCUUUAAUAUUUUCUGCUUAAUUCAUUUGCAAAUAGAUAGACUUGUGCAUUGGGUUUUUCUGAUCAAUUCAUUUGAUAUGAUUGAACGGUUGAUUCUUUAUUAAU